AUGGGGCGGCGACGCAGUGCUUUGGGCGCUUUUGCAGUGGGGCUCGCCGCGCUUAGUCAGGAAGGCCACCGCCCCCAGGAGGAUUUCGUUGGAAGUCUCCCCUGCCGCAGAGCGAUCCCAGGGAGGCGGCGCUGCAGGACCUGCACGUUCUCACAAGACGAGAUCUGGGGCAGCUGGAAUGCGAGCGUCUCAGCCUAUGGCGCUGAUGCACCUCGUGGUUUCGCUGAAAUGGCGAUAAUCCAGGAAAUCUUUGAGCGCUGGGAUAGGGAUGGGAGCGGCGAGCUUUCGCUGGAGGAGUUUCGUGACGGCUUGCGACGCGAAGGCUCAGCUCUUAUCGCAAGGCCGAGCUCGAGGACCUCUUUCCGAGAUUCGCUUCUGGAGCCCAUUGGGGGCUUCUUCCACCACACGUGGAGUUCAUUGUCCGGCAGCGCAAACGCCGUUGGGGCUGGGAUUGCAGGGUACGGCACAGGCGUCUGGGAUGCUGCGGUGCAUCGUGUUGCGUGCUGGUCGAAUGGCUGCCGGGUAGCCUGGAGUGAUGGUGCCCGUCUCGUGGGCUCCGCGCCAGGGGCGGUGGGCCAGGCGAUCCUGAAUGGGGAGGGCCGAUUCGUCUACAACUUGUUCUCUCGGCAGCUGGCGGUUUUCGUGCCUGACUUCUGGGACUCCACGCACAUCGAGGCCGACAUCUUUUUGCAGCGCUCUUUCUGGCUGCGCAACCUCUCCGUGAGUCCUACUGCGGCAUCCCUUUUGAUCGCACUUGCCCCGCCGGGGCUCAACUUUACCAAGUUUUGGAUCAGCGAUGUCAAGGUGUCCUGGAACAACCUCAUGGCUCUUGACUCCAGCCCCAUCGUGGUCGAAAUCGAUUCCGUGUGGGCAGAGGCCGCGGAGCUGCCAGCGGGAAGCGAGGAGGAGGUUGAAGACCUCAUCUCCAGAUGGUUGGACGUAGUGGGAGGGGUUCAACCUGACCCCUUUCAAGGCAAAUAUCCCCUUUUGGACGCAGCCACGUUCCGUGUGCGUCACGUGGAUCUUCUCAUCGACAGUCCAACGCGAUACGGGCAAGUGGACGUUUCGUUGCGAGGCCUGGAAGCCAGGGCCGUGAACCAGGAAGGGCGACAGGAAGACCUGAUGACCAUGCUCGAGGAUGGAAAGGAUGGGCGUGCAGGGACCAUCCGGAUGUCCCGGCUCGUGGAGUGCAGCCAAGCCUCCGUGCGAUACCGCUCGCCACCUGUAGGCCAUGCUUCGGACGACUUCUCUGCAGACUACCUGCUGGAGCCAACUCCUCUCAGCCUGCUACUGCGCCAGGUGAAGAAUGCCUCGGAUCUGCGACACAUUCUCCACCAGCGCUACACCAUCACGCUCCCCAGCAGUGCCAUGUUUCUUCGGUCUCCCUUCGGUGAAGCAGCUCCCCCAUCGCCAGCACCCGAUCCACGCCUGAGCCCUUUCGACGGGCCUACGCCAGAGUGGCGGAUCCAAGUGGCGAGCCACGAUCAGUCAGACUGGAUCUUCUCAGCUUGGAUGAGCCCGCCUGCUGCCAAAACUGUAGCUGUUGCGGGCAUGGGCAUCGGGAUGGUGGCUCCUUGCUCGCAACUCGGUCACGGCGACGGUGCCUUUGGUUGGUGGUUGCGGAGCUUUAUACUUGGGGGGAGGGGGGGGGGGUCGUGA
This is a messenger RNA of Symbiodinium natans, 1659 nucleotides long. The record is from the annotation of a GenBank genome assembly. Lineage: Eukaryota; Dinophyceae; Suessiales; Symbiodiniaceae.